Molecule: messenger RNA, 558 nt
Organism: Quercus lobata
Lineage: Eukaryota; Viridiplantae; Streptophyta; Magnoliopsida; Fagales; Fagaceae
Exons: 1
Coding region: 1-558 (185 amino acids)
Source: RefSeq, a predicted model, not a curated record
AUGGUGGUCAUUCACGCAGUUUCAAUGGGUACCCUAGUGACCAAGAGGAGAGGGGUACUGGCCAUAGUUCCCGUGGAGAGUUUUCUGGAUGAGCAACCUUUCGAGAAGAAGUUGAAGUUCACUCAGGAGCCCAUUGCCUUCAAUGACAAUGACCUAGAAGGAACGAUCCAGCCGCACGAUGAUGCCUUAAUGGUCAAAGCCCGGAUAAACGAUUUUAUAGUGAAAAGGGUAUUGAUAGAUCAGGGGAAUGGUGCUAAAGUGAUGUAUCCUAACCUGUUUAAGGGGCUUGGCUUGAAAAAUGAGGACCUCUCUAAGUACAACACACCCCUGGUGGGGUUUGAUGGCCGGAUGGUGAUCUCGGAGGGGCAUAUUUCACUCCCCGUAAAUAUGGAAGAUAAGGAAGUAAUGGUGACCUUUAUAAUAGUUGCUUUGUUUUCACCGUACAUGGCGAUUCUUGGAAGGCCAUGGAUUCACGUAAUGGAGGCAUUCCCGUCUACACUGCAUGUUAAGGUCAAAUUUCGCACUGAACAUGGUAUUGCUAUAGUAAGGGGAAACUAG